CCACAUUUCCUGCUCUCUUUCUCCUCCUUUCCUGCUCCUCCUCUCCUCCUUCCUCUCUCCUCCCUCCUCUCUCUCUUUCCUUUCCCUCCUUCCCUUCUCUACGUUUUUGCCAGCCUUCUUCUUAUUAUCCUGCUGCGCGCUGAAUGGAUCAUCGGUCCGACCAUCUUCUCGUUCUUAUCCACGGCCUCUGGGGAAACGUCUCGCACUUUGACUAUGUAUGUCGUGCUAUCGACCAAUACUACACCUUCGACGAUAUUGCGCCGCAGGUAACCGCUGAUAACGAUGCCUCAACCACCGAACCCGCCGGCUCGCCCUCUUCUGAUUCUUCAAACGAUGUGAAGCCUCAGAAGCAGUUGUCGGAUGAAGAGAUCCGUCGUCGCAUUGAGAGUCUCUGUGAAUCCGGUAAGCUUGCAAAGAAUAGCAAGUACCGCAAGCCGUAUGUCUUGGUCACCCGAUCAAAUGAGGGUUACCUCACCUACGACGGGAUAGACAUGUGUGGCGAGAAAGUCGCACUCGAGAUCGAGCAAGCUCUCGAUAACUACGAGCGCCAGGGAAUCCGCAUAAACAAGAUAUCGAUCACUGGCUAUUCUCUUGGCGGCCUCAUGGCGCGCUAUGCGAUCGGCCUUCUGUACCAACGAGGAAUCUUUAAGAAAGUAACACCAGUGAACUUCACCACUUUUUGUACGCCCCAUAUCGGCGUGAGAGCUCCAGGAAAGGGUUUGCCAACGACCAUCUUCAAUACCUGCAUUCCGCGAACCUUUUCCGCAACUGGCCGCCAGCUCUUCCAGAUCGACAAGUUCUCUACUUUCGACCGGCCCCUGAUGUCACUUCUGGCUGAUAAGUCUUCGAUUUUCUACCAUGCUCUUCUGCUGUUCUCCAAUCAUGCGCUGUAUGCGAACAUUGUCAACGACCGCCGCACGUCGUGGUUCACCGCUGGCAUCUCUCAUACCGACCCGUUUGUCGAUCUGCAUAAUGUGUCUGUCAACUACUUGCCUGGCUAUGAGCCAACUCUUGUCGACGUUACAAACCCAAUCUCGCCUAUUUUGCGUGGGCAGGAUCCAGACAUGAACUUGGUAUCCGGCACAUCGGGUUUGCGCGCAGGAGUAAGCGUUUUGCCUGCUUUUUUUAUGACUCUUUUGAAUCUCUUUAUUAUCUCGCCCAUUUAUGUGCUUGCAUACCUUAUUUCUGCAGCUAUACAGACCUUUUACUCGUCUCGCCGUUUGCGAGAGUUUCAUUCCAAGCGCAAGGGACGCUACGGAAUGGACGAGUUUCGUUUUCUCAAUAUCGAUGAGCAAAUCGAAGAUGUCGUCGAUACCGUUUUGGGCGACUUCAUACCGUACAGCAUGUCUCACUCGCAUGUCGACGAACUGAUGUCUGAGGAUAACUCUCUUGCUGGCACGUUUGAUGAAAAGAACUAUUACCACGUUCCUCCUUUGGAGAUCACAGAUCUGCAGUCGAAGAUGAUUCAAUCCUUGAAUACGGUUCCGUGGAAGAAGUUUCCUGUCCAUAUUACAAAGACGAAAGCCGCACACGCUGCUGUCAUUGUGCGCCAUAUGGAUUGGAAGGGAAUGGAAGAGGGCGAAGUUGUUAUUCGUCAUUGGCUCAGUGAAGUUUUGGUCAUGUAACUCAUCUGCUGACUUUCUUCAACGCUCCUGCCUGUUGCCUCUACGACUGCUUCAUGGAUAACAUCAGUCUGUCCAGCUGCU
Messenger RNA from Myxozyma melibiosi, 1706 nucleotides. Its product is annotated as putative serine esterase-domain-containing protein. The record is from RefSeq and is a predicted model, not a curated record. NCBI's taxonomy places the organism in Eukaryota, Fungi, Ascomycota, Lipomycetes, Lipomycetales, Lipomycetaceae. Gene Ontology annotation, cellular component: lipid droplet. Bases 144 to 1625 code for a protein of 493 amino acids. The transcript has 4 exons. Gene Ontology annotation, molecular function: phosphatidylcholine lysophospholipase A1 activity.